AUGGGCCUAUUCAACUUCUUCAAAAGCAACACCCCACCUCCACUCUACCAUCACGGCGAGCGAGGAAGUGGAAACGAAUACCUAUCGCCAAUGCCCAGCGAACAAGAUCCAUCGAUCCAUGUAGGAAAUGAUCCCAAGACCAUCAAGAAGCGCGUAAAAGAGAGGGUAGAUGCCGAAAUCUGGAUCGAGCGGAGGAAGGCACAGAUGGAAAAGAGCGAAAGGAGUGAGAAGAGGUGGCGUGAACGGCUCAGCUCGAAGCGAGUGGCGGGCCUCGCGAUGAAUCACACGGUCCAGGGCAUUUUCGCCUUGGAGACCACGGGUUUGCUGGCAUGGCUGAUGAUCCUCGUGCUUUGGGAUUUAUGCCCUUGGGUCGUCGUCGCGGAGGAAGACGUAACCCAGGAUGGCCGGACCUACAGAGUAUGGGCCGUGGAGACCCAGAUGUUCCAGAUCAUAGUUCUGGGCGAUUGGACAACGGUAGAGGGGGAGGAGGAAGACCCAACGCUGGACUUCCGGACAUUAGGGAUGUGGGCCAUGGAGGCCCGCCUGUUCCAGAUCAUAGCUUUGGUCGAUGGGACAAUGGUAGAGGGGGAAGAGGAAGAGGUCAAGAGGAUGGGCGUGGCCCGCGUUGGCCUGGUGGAGGUGUUAAUGACUCCUAUCUGCUUCCCUGAUCACUUUCAAUUGGACGAAGUCUGA
This is a messenger RNA of Alternaria arbusti, 693 nucleotides long. RefSeq lists its product as uncharacterized. Bases 1 to 693 code for a protein of 230 amino acids. Lineage: Eukaryota; Fungi; Ascomycota; Dothideomycetes; Pleosporales; Pleosporaceae. The transcript has 3 exons. The record is from RefSeq and is a predicted model, not a curated record.